AGGGAAACGAUGUGAAAGAAGCAAAACGCCAAACAGGUUGUAUUCGGGAACGGGAAACGUGCGACGACCUUCUCGGUUGCUCGAGGUCUCCCAAGGCUGCAAGCAAACCGGGAAGGGUUCGUCCGUCGCCGCCUCAAGAUCCCAGCGAGAUUAAAGGGAAAGAAAUUCUCAUCUUUAGAUAUCCGAGGAGAUUUUCUAGGAUUCCGGAUACUUAACGACUUGCCGAGGAUCCCAUGGGGGUCGAAAAUAAUUCGAAGAGGAGGCCAUCAGCCCCUGCUGCGUCUCCUUGCGCUCAGCUUAGAAACGCCUACCACGACUGCUUCAACAGGUGGUAUUCCGAGAAGUUCUCAAAGGGUCACUGGGACAAAGACGAGUGCGUCUCAGAGUGGGAUAAGUACAGAGCCUGCCUUGCUCAACAUUUGGAAGACAGGCAUCUGAGGCGUAUAUUCUUGGAAGCAGAAGCCUCUGCAUAUUCUAUUAAAGUUGGUAAUCUUGGACACGUACCACCCAGCCUCAUGUGCUGUACUUCAGAAGCCCCUGUUUGCAGAAAGUGUCAUGGAAUACCAUCCUGCCCUGCUUUGCCAGCACUUCCAGUGUCUUCAUGAGAUAUAUCCUGAUGUUCUGAACAUAAUUCUGAAUGACAUUGAUAUCUGGUUUGUAGGCAAUGCCACCAUGUCAUCUUGCAAUCUUCUGCACGCGCCCAGAUGUGCAGAAUAUAGAAGAGCUGGCUGUUUAUGAGGAAUAGCUGGGCAGAAAUGUUUCACACAGCAACUUGAUCUGAGUUGAAAAAUAAUGCAUGUUUGAAAUAUAUGAACAAAGAAAUAUAGAAUGGGAUAAUGCAGAUGCAUGGUUCCUUUCAGUUGUGUUUAUGACUGGACUCAACAGACUGAAAUAUUCAAGAUUUUCGAUUCUUUGAUGCUUUUGAAUUUUGAGAAACAAGAAGCAGUUGAGAGUGUUGGUUGCUGCAGCCUCAUAUCCAUUCUUGAUAGAUGCUUUUCUUGACCGUUGGGAGUUGGGAGCUUGACAUUUGCAAGCUGUUACUCUCAUGUUUCCAAGUUCAGUAUCUAUUCUCUAUAUGCACUAAUAGUUGUGAUUU
This is a messenger RNA of Phoenix dactylifera (date palm), 1096 nucleotides long. NCBI's taxonomy places the organism in Eukaryota, Viridiplantae, Streptophyta, Magnoliopsida, Arecales, Arecaceae. The record is from RefSeq and is a predicted model, not a curated record.